UCUAUUUUUAGCGUCUUACAAAAUGGCGAAGGUUGGAGGAGAAAAGAGUUGAGAAAUAUUAUGAGGUAGCUUCCUAUUAUAGAUCUUUAAAUAUCAUUCAGUUAUCAUAUCAGCUAGUACUGUAGACUACGAGGCAGAAGUAACAUCAAGCAUUCASGAUGUUUCGAAAACCCGAUCCCAAAGAGCAAAUGCGACAGCAAAAAAGACAGCUUAAUAGAGCACAACGUGAACUAACGAGAGACAAAAAUGCUUUAGACAGACAAGAAAAACAACUGGAAGCAGACAUAAAGAAAAUGGCAAGGCAGGGAAAUAAACAGGCUGCUACUACAUUGGCGAAGCAGCUCCUGAUGUUACGGAAACAGAAGACCAAGAACAUGAGUGUGAGCGCCAGGCUAACAGGUGUUGGUUAUCAAGCACAGUCAAUGCAGUCAAUGGCAAAGAUGGCAGGUGCCAUGUCAUCUGCUUCUAAGACAAUGGCAAGCAUGAAUGCACAAGUCAAUCCACAAGCAUUACAAAAAACUUUACACAACUUUGAAAUGGAAUCUGCAAAGAUGGACAUGAAGGAAGAAAUAUUGAAUGAAGGACUUGAUUCAGUUCUUGAUGAAUCUGGUGAUGAAGAGGAGCAAGAUGCCAUUGUCAACCAAGUAUUAGAUGAAAUUGGUAUAGAURUUUCUGGAAAGUUGGCAGAGGCACCUUCAGCACACAACAGUAGGCUUGCUGCAGGAUCUAAAAACACUGCUGAUUCUGAGAUAGAAGAAAUGCUGGCCAAACUAAAAGCAUAGUGAUAAUGACCAAUGUUUCUUAAAACACCAGUGUAUGCGGGCUUAGCCUCACUUCCCACAUGCAUCAGAGUUUUAAGAUUAGUAAAUCGACCCAUUUUUACUCUUUUGUCUCUCUCAGAAAUCAUAGAAAUUAUUUUCAAAUCAUUACAAGACUUCCAAUAGGACAAUGGCUAUUUUUACAUUGUAAACAGUAUUUAUUUCUCAUAUUUUUCUUUGACUGGUCAAGGAUUGAAGCCAAGCCAUGAAUUCCCUGAGGGUUCAGGUGUAUGCUUCAGAUAAGGUGUAAAAUCUGCCCAGUGUCAAAGCCAUAAGCUUAUGCUAGAAUCAAGCACUGGUUUCUGCAGUUGCCAUGUUGGCUAAAUUUAACGUGUUAUAUCUUGUUAUAUCAAUCAACAGUGUCAUGCCRUGUCUUUGUUAUUUCAUUCUUUAAUGAAUUAUUGAAAACYAGCAAUACACACACACUUGUAACAGUCAAUGAGGUCCAAGAUAAGCUAUUGUGUUUCAUUUAUCAUUUGCAGUAAAUACGAAGACAAACCUAUAAAUGACACAGCUAUAAGGAGGGCUCCUGCAAAAAAUACAAUGCAUAAUUGUCUUGUAAAUAAAAAUAUAUAACUCACUUAAUUGGAUAAUAAAAAACAUAAAUGUUGCA
This is a messenger RNA of Actinia tenebrosa (Australian red waratah sea anemone), 1431 nucleotides long. Its product is annotated as charged multivesicular body protein 2b-B. Lineage: Eukaryota; Metazoa; Cnidaria; Anthozoa; Actiniaria; Actiniidae. Gene Ontology annotation, biological process: vacuolar transport. The record is from RefSeq and is a predicted model, not a curated record.